AUGUUCUCGUUCUCGGCAUUCGUCUCGUUCUCACCGUCCUCAGCGACGUGUUUAGGAAACCCCUCCUCCUCGAGCGGGUCCAAAGGAGGAGUGGUGCGCCAGUCAGCGAAGCCCGGGGGAAGCACAGGGGGCGCAGGUGGCGCCGGAGGCGCAGGGGGUGCCGGAGGUGCGGGAGGAGCUGGAGGAGCUGGCGGGGCUGGGCUUGUGAUCAGAAGUUGGCAUGAACGCGCCAUGGUGAUCAUCGGUGAGAACAGCACCGGUGAUGAUGACGACGAUGCCCUUCACGCCGCCACAGAGAUGCGGGAGGCCAAAACAGGACUAGAUUUUCUAGUCUCCGUGCUCUCGCAUGAAAAAGAGAAGCAAGCUUCCUUCACUUCAGGAGCAUACACUGGUGACGCGUCUGACCUCUACCGCGGCGACGAUCGCCCCCAGCCCGCGCAUACUGCUAAGCCGGUCGUGGCGUAA
Molecule: messenger RNA, 465 nt
Organism: Closterium sp. NIES-65
Lineage: Eukaryota; Viridiplantae; Streptophyta; Zygnematophyceae; Desmidiales; Closteriaceae
Source: the annotation of a GenBank genome assembly